AUGGCACUGAGAAUAUUUAAAAAAGUGGAUAUUUUUUCAUAGCCUGUUUAACUAUUAAUAAAAUAGGAAUAGGGACAUAAAACUUUAUUUGGUGCUUGCCUAACUUUGGGAUUAAUUUCUUUUUUUCUAUACAUGCUUAUUAUAAAUCUAUAUGAUUUGUAACAAAGAAAAAAUUUAAGUUCACUGUCAACAGAGAUUUAUCAUGCAUAACCUGAAUAAUUCAAUUUGAAUGAUUAAAAUUUUACCUUAACUUUUGCUAUUUAAAACUCUUCUUUUAAUACUUAUAUAGAUGAAUCAGUCUAUGUUGUAGAAGCCAAAAUCUAAACUAAAACCUCUAGAAUGUAUGAAUUUGAAUUUAAUUAUUAGUACUGAUAAUGAAAAAAUUGAUGUAUGGACAUAAAAAGAACUUCCUUUAACAUCUUGCACUCCAGAACUUAUUAGAUAAGAUGAAUUAUAAAAAUAUUUUUCUCAUUUAGAUUUAAAAACUAAUUAUUGUAUUGAUUGGAAUAGAAUUAAAGAGUUAAAUUUAGAAGGCACCUUUGUUUCUGAAGUUUAUAGUGCUAUUUUAUUAUAAUUUAAAAUUUGCAACAGUUUAACUAAAAAAUAAAAAGAAUGUAAAUCAAGGGAUGAAAUUAAAUAAUAGUUAGAAUAAAACUAUUUUUCAUUUUAAAUGUCAUCAUAUGUAAUAGAUGUAAAAAAUGAAGAUUAUCCAUUUCUAUCAAAAGCAGAAGAUAUUUUCACUACAAUUUCUAGUAAGAUUUUUAAAGAAAUAACAUUUUAUAUGUAGCCAAUAACAGUAUUUACAGAUUUAGGUCUUAUUAAUGAAAAUUACCAAGUUUAAAAAACCUUAAGAUAUAAAAGACAUACGGAAAUGAUUGAUUUAAAUGAAAGUGACUUAAUAAUGAAUGUUGUAAUACGAUUAGAUUAAACUGAAUAAUAAUAUUAUAGAAACUACACUAAAAUUUAAAUAAUCUUAAGUCAAAUGGGUGGACUUUGGUAAGUAUUUUUUACUAUUGCCUUUAUUUUAUAAAAACCAAUCAAUAUUUUAUCCUAUUAUGUUAGAAUUUUGAAUUCCUUAUUUGAAUUUGAGUAAGAAUAAAAAAACACAAUUAAAAAUUAAAGAAAAGUAUAUCAUAAUCCAGAAACACUAUAAUAAGAAUUUGUAACUAGAAGAUAAUAACAAUCUACUAAAGAAAUAUUAUUUGUUGAAAAUAACAAAAUACCACGUUAAAGAUUAUAAUCUAUAAAAAUAAAGAAAAAAUAAAUGGAAAUUAUCGAUUCACUAGAUCAUCAUUAAUCAAAAGAAGAAGCUAAACAAUAAUUAACUAAAGCUAUCUAAUUUUCAAUUAAAUAAUAUUUUCAUAGCAUUUCAAAAAAGCUAAAAAUGAAAUGGAUUGAUUACAUAUAUUUCAUUAAUUGCUUUGUUAAGUAAACUAUAUAUUUUAUUUAGUUCCAAAAAUUAUAAAAGUAUUCAAAUUUAAUACUCCUUUCAAAAAAUAAUUAAGUAAAUGGAUAUUUUAUAUAUUUUGAAGAAAUUGCAGGAAAUAGAUAAAUUGAAAAUGAUCUUGUUAACCGAACCUUAAAUUAAGAUUUUCGAUUAUCUGUAAAAACCUACAAUUCCAUUAGAUCCUAAUUCAAAAUAGUUUAAGAUAACUUAAAAUUAUUAUUCGAUUUUAAAACCUAUAAAAAGUGAUUAUCAGAGAGCUGUUGAUGCCGAAUAUGCCUUUAAGGAGUUAUUCAAAAAUCUAGAUAAUCCAAUUAAUAUGAAAUUAAUAAAUUCUAUAGAUAAAACAGUAGUUGAUUUAUUAAAAAUGAGAAAUGAUAGUUAGGAUGUUUUAUCAAUAGAUGAUGAAGUCUGUGUUAGCGAAUAAGGAUAAGAUAAAAAUGUUGUGCUUACAAUUGAUAUCAAUUAGAGGCAUUCUUCAUUAGCAAAUUGA
Molecule: messenger RNA, 1937 nt
Organism: Paramecium primaurelia
Lineage: Eukaryota; Ciliophora; Oligohymenophorea; Peniculida; Parameciidae
Source: the annotation of a GenBank genome assembly